GUAUGCGUGGAUGAAUUCUGUUAGCAUCGAACAAUUUCUUGCAGCGUGUGAAACGUGGAAUUUAGAUGAGGUUCAUCAAGCUGUAGAAUCCGGUUUCCUUGUUGAUACAUUUGAUGAUGAUCAUGUUACCGGAUUACAGAUGGCUGCUGCAACUGGAAAUAUUGGAAUUGUACAAUAUUUAUUGGAUCAUGGCGCUGAUAUCGAAAAAACUAAUCAGGUUGGUAUGACAGCACUUCAUCAUGCAGCAAAAAAUGGUCAUGCUAAUAUUGUUCGAAUACUUGUUCAACGUGGUGCAAACUAUCAAAAAUUGACAUAUCUUGGUGCAUCAGCGAUGACAUUAGCAGCAGGAAGUGGUCAUAUCGAACUUGUUAAAUUACUUCUUGAUUUACGUGUAAACAUUAAUCCAUCACAUACCGCACUUUGUCCAACACCUGUAAUAGCUGCAGCUUUUCGGCGACAUACACAUUUAUGUGCAUUAUUAUCACAAAGAGGAGCAUAUUUGGAUGGAAAUAUUCAACGACUUUCAAAUCUUUCCGCCCUAUCAACAGCUAUAACAUGUGGUGCAACAACAAUUGUUGGAGCAUUACUUGAACUUGGUGCUAAUCCAUCAUUUCGAUCAUUGAAUGGUAUGACAUCAAUUGAACUUGCACAAUAUUUACAACGAAAUGAAGUAUUAACUGUGAUUAAUUCAGCUCUUCGAAGUACCAUAAAAGGUUAUUCUUUCGUUCUUUUAUACUUUUAUUAUUAUUAA
Molecule: messenger RNA, 751 nt
Organism: Loa loa (African eye worm)
Lineage: Eukaryota; Metazoa; Nematoda; Chromadorea; Rhabditida; Onchocercidae
Exons: 4
Coding region: 11-751 (246 amino acids)
Molecular function (GO): protein binding
Source: RefSeq, a predicted model, not a curated record